This is a messenger RNA of Aspergillus fischeri NRRL 181, 999 nucleotides long. RefSeq lists its product as uncharacterized. The record is from RefSeq and is a predicted model, not a curated record. The transcript has 3 exons. The coding region runs from base 1 to 999 and encodes 332 amino acids. Lineage: Eukaryota; Fungi; Ascomycota; Eurotiomycetes; Eurotiales; Aspergillaceae.
AUGCAGUUGCCCGAACGGGGUUGGGAGUUGUAUGCAGAGAGCAAUGCGGGGAAGAAUCUGGUUCAACCUCGUUAUACUGGCGCCUUCCUCUUUAAUACGGCUGCAUUUAUCCUUCCCGCGCUCUACAGCACGCUCGUCAAGAUUUGGAUCGCGAAUAUUGAUUCCUCCCUGGUCGUGACGACCGAUGUCUAUACAUACAUCAACACCGUCGCGGAAGUGAUAAACGAGGGGCUCCCGCGUGCAGUCUGGGUCACGAUUGCAGAUACAGAGGCUCGGUCGUUGAAGGCCCGUUUGGGCCUGGCGCACAGCCUAAUAGCCUUCCAAGCACUCCUUGGACUGCUGAUGAGUGUCAUCUUUUUCGCAUCGGCAUUCGUACCUCGUGAUGUUCGCGCAGCAAGUAUAACCUAUAUCCGCGUCAGCGCCUUCUCGGCCUUAAGCUCUGCCAUUGAAGUCGCUGUAUCGAAUGCCACGCGAGCCCUGGAUAAACCGGACAUCCCACUUCUUAUCAGUUCUGUCAAAGUCGCAAUAAAUAUUGCCCUUGACCUCUUGAUCAUAUCUACGUUUCAUGUCGGCAACUGGAACCCGGACAUCAACAUCCAGGCUGGCAUCCGCCUAACCUGCGACAUGGCUGCGGCGAUUUCCGGUUUGUUAUAUUUCAUGUUUACCGUCAGUUUCAGGCGAAGUGCCGAGGCCCCGACGCUGCAAGGGUUCAUCGUCCUACUCAAGCCGGGAUCGAUCACAUUUAUCGAGUCUGCACUGCGGAAUGCGCUCUAUCUCUGGCUAGUCAGCGGUGUUGUGUCUAUGUCAGCGGACUAUGCCACGGCGUGGGGCGUGUUUAGCACGAUCCGGUGGGGUUUAAUAAUGGUACCCGUUCAGGCAGCGGAGGCUACGGCGCUCACGUUUGUGGGACAUGCCUGGGGCCAGCUCAAGCACGGGGCCGAUCCCUCAAGGCGGUCGUGGUCGAGUCUGUACGGUAUGACCUGUUUUCCUUCUACAUAG